UAGUUGCAAAAUCUUAUCUUUCAGUACACUUUUAUCUCACACCGGACGGGGAAAAAUUUGUGCACAACUGAUAAGACACAACGAACACAAUUUCACAGUUGCUUGGAAAAAUAGUCAACGUAAUUUUUGUAUUAGUGGCCAAAGCUUUUUUUAGUAUCUGUGAAACUUUGUAGCUGUGAAGUUUUAUGAAAAAAUAACGAUUAAAACGAUUAAAGAGCGGUUCAAAGCAAAUUUUUUGUCUGGAAGGUGAAAUUCAAAAUGGCGCCCAAUCGGGAUUUACAAUUAAAUUCGGGCAUGCGAUGUGCAAAAUGCAUGCUACUUACUGUUAGCUUCAUGUUUGCGUUGACCGCUAUCUUACUAGUUAUGGUUGGCUCAACUAUUCAAGCAAUAUUCGGCGACUUCCGUCAGUUCAUUGAUGAGUACUUCUUGUCUCCACCAGCAUUAAUUAUUGCAAUUGGUUUUAUAUUGCUUGCCGUAGCCAUUUUGGGGGCCUACGGCGCUAUUAAAGAGAGCGUGCUUAUCAUCAACUUGUAUGGCGUAUUCCUCUUCUUAGUGUUCAUUUUAGAGGUUGCGGCUGCCAUCGCAGCAUUCGUCAUGCAAAGUCAAGUAAGCGAAAUGCUGGAACGCACAAUGACCUCCGCUUUGGCCGAAUACGAAACCAAUGAAUAUUUGGAACAAGGUGUGGACUUUAUGCAGACUGGCCUUGAAUGCUGUGGUAUUGUAGGUCCAGCUGAUUGGAAACCAUAUCUAAAUCAAUCUGAUAUCAAUGAAGAUUAUAAUGAAAUUGCGGUUCCUCCUUCUUGCUGUGGACGCAUGUCUGAGACUCAACCAGAUAAGUGCGAAGUCCAAUAUGAAUAUGGCUGCUUGCGUCGCAUGGAGUUCAUAAUUUCGCAGAGUACCAUGCUUAUUGCCACUGGCGCCACAACUGUAGCAUUUGUACAGCUUUUAGGCGUUUUCUGUGCUUUCAUGUUAGCAAAAACAUUGCGGCGUAAUAAGUCCAUACGUGAGGCUCGUCGCUGGCAGUUACAACAAAGUUUGGGAGUGCUAAUAUCCGGUGGCAAAGUAACACCACCACUGAACUCACCUAUGACAGGUUACACACAACUCGAGAAAUCGGAAAUGUAUAUUGAACAUGAUCCGGUAACUUACACACCAAGUAGUCCAAGUGUUAAUUAG
This is a messenger RNA of Teleopsis dalmanni, 1176 nucleotides long. Its product is annotated as 23 kDa integral membrane protein. The transcript is spliced from 6 exons. Gene Ontology annotation, cellular component: membrane. Lineage: Eukaryota; Metazoa; Arthropoda; Insecta; Diptera; Diopsidae. Bases 259 to 1176 code for a protein of 305 amino acids. The record is from RefSeq and is a predicted model, not a curated record.